GGAAGGCAAAGGGAAAAGAAACAGCACAACGCCUUUGGGCUGCAGGGAGGCGCAGCCCCUGAGACGAGCUGCCCGUCUGUGUGAGGAGGAUGAGUGCCACAUCAGCCACGAGCUGUGUCUUGCCACCGACACUUGGGCCUGAGCAAGAGGAGCAAGAGAGCUCGGAGACACAUAUGUCUGUUCUGUGGUAUGCAGGGCAGCUUGCAAUUACUUACUAUGAUACAGAAGACUGCUCAGUCUACUUCAUGCCUGACAUACCUGAUAGUGAAGACCUCAAGCUACUGCAAAAAGUGAUUGGGGAACUUAACCCUCAAUGCAUAGUGACCAGUGCAAAACAGGACCAGAAUAUUGCUAAAUUCCUGACCAACCUAACAGCUACUGCGGGUGAUAAAGACAUAGGAAAACCAGAAGUUGUCUUGUUUCCCAACAUAGAUUUUGGUCUAGAAGUCAGCAAGCAACGGAUCCUGUCUAGGCAAUUUCCAUUUAUUCCAUCUCAUAUGACUGCCACAGAGAAAAUUCUCUAUUUGUCCUCAAUCAUCCCUUUUGAGAGUCCACUCAUGAUACGAACCUUAGGGGGGCUUCUUAAGUUUCUAGACAGAAGAAGGGUUGGAGUUGAACUCGAAGACAGCAGUAUAGCAGUUCCUAUUUUGGCUUUUAAAAAAUUUGUGCUGUCAGAUACUGUGAAUAUGGACCAAGACACUUACUGUGUCCUUCAGAUAUUUAAAAGUGAUAUCCAUCCUUCUGUGUACAAGCUAUCCAGUGGACUAAAAGAAGGAUUUAGCUUAUUUGGAAUUUUAAACCGUUGCAGAUGCAAAUGGGGAGAAAAACUGCUGAGGUUGUGGCUCACACGACCUACCCGGAACCUGACAGAGCUGAACAAACGGCUGGAUGUUAUCAACUUCUUCCUGCUAGCUCAGAACCAUGAAACAGUCCUCACUCUUCAAAACUGCCUCAAGAAUAUUAAAAAUGUGCCUCUUAUUUUAAAGAGAAUGACUCUUUCCAACACAAAAGUUAGUGACUGGCAAGCACUGUAUAAGACAGCGUACAAUGCAGUGUGCCUUAGAGACACGUGUCGUUCUCUGCCCAACACUAUUGAACUUUUUCAGACUAUUUCACAUGUCUUCACUGAUGACCUGCACUACAUUGCUAACCUGAUCAGCAAAGUGGUAGACUUUGAAGGCAGCCUCUCCGAGAACCGCUUCACUGUUAGAGCCAAUGUAGAUGCCACGAUUGAUGAGAAGAAACGAAAGCUGAUGGGACUGUCAGACUUCCUUACAGAAGUGGCACGAAAAGAACUGGAGACUUUGGACAAUCAAAUUCCCUCCUGUGCUGUCAUCUACAUUCCUUUGAUUGGGUUCCUCCUCUCCAUUCCACGCCUGCCAAAUAUGGUGGAUAAGACUGACUUCGAAAUUGAAGGCUUGGACUUCAUGUUCUUGUCAGAGGAUAAACUGCACUACAGAAGUGCCCGGACCAAGGAGCUAGACAGCCUGCUGGGUGACUUGCACUGUGAGAUCAGAGACCAGGAAACACUCAUCAUGCACCAGCUGCAGACAAGGAUCCUGGAGAAGUCUGAAGUACUUAACAGCGUGAUUGAGUACACUGCACACCUGGAUGUGCUGCUAGCCUUGGCAGCGACGGCCCGGGAGAACGGCUAUUGCCGGCCCCGCUUCACUCACCGCCACGGCUUCCACAUCAAGGACGGGAGACAUCCCCUCAUGGAACUAUGUGCAAAGACUUUCGUGGCCAAUCCUGUGGACAGCGGUGAGGCUACCAGACGAAUAAAGAUCAUCACAGGGCCCAACUCCUCUGGAAAGAGUGUUUACUUAAAGCAGGUAGGUCUUAUAGUGUACAUGGCUCUCAUCGGCAGUUACGUCCCUGCAGCAGAGGCAGAGAUUGGAGUAAUUGAUGGGAUUUACACAAGAAUCCACAGCAGGGAAUCAGUUUCUGUAGGGCUCUCCACAUUCAUGAUUGAUCUUAACCAGGUUGCCAAGGCUGUAAACAAUGCCACAGAGAGGUCCCUGGUACUUAUUGAUGAGUUUGGUAAAGGCACCAAUACAUUGGAUGGCCUGUCCCUUCUGGCUGCUGUCCUGAGGUGCUGGAUCAGACAAGGAACACAGUGUCCACAGGUCUUUGUCUCCACUAAUUUUCACAGUUUAAUGCAGCUAGAACUCCUGCCUGACACACCUCUUCUGGAGUACCUGACCAUGGAGACCCAUCAGGAUGGAGAGGAGUUGAUAUUUUUCUACCAGAUCAAACAGGGCAUGUCCACCAUUAGUCAUGCUGCCAAUAUUGCUGCAUUAGCAGGAAUGCCAGCCAAAAUCAUUGAAAGAGGAGUGGAAGUAUCAGAACUGAUUCGCAAUGGAAAACCAAUCAAACGUCUUGAUCAUCCUUCAAAAUGUGAUAGGAUGGAAAAAUGCAAGUCUGUUGUGGAAAAGUUUCUUUCCAUAGACCUUGACGAUCCCCAGGUGGACUUGGAAGAGUUCAUGUCUAAAGAGAUCUUGCCUUCUGCAGCCUCAGUCCUGUAGCAAGGCUUUGUGCAAAUACAUAGACUGCACCCUAUCUACCAUGGAGAGUCUGGGACUUUAAAAAAUUAUCACUAUGACAUGACACCUCACAGGACAUUUAGCUUGUAACAAAACUGUAGUUAUGUCCUUUCUUCUUCUUCUUGUUUAAACCAAGUACUUACAUAUCCCUGCAAUAUGGUGCCUCACGUGAGUCUAUGAAUAGGAAGAAUUUUAAGAACCUUUUACAGCUGUUGGGUCACUCAGUUUGUCAAUUUUCUGUCCCUGUUGCUGGAACUUCAGAUUAAAAAAAUAUACUGCAGAAAAAUCACAACACAUUUCUACUGGACUUAGAAGACUAUGAAAGGAACGUGUUUAUUGUUUCAUAUUGUGCCAAAGUGAUGGUUUCAGCCAUUUUAGGAUCAGCAUAAAAGAUUCCAAAUAAAUAUGUGGCUCAGACUCUUGUGCCAACAAUUAACACUUGUCACAAUACAAACCACUGACAUAGAGGCAAUGCAGAGGGAUUUAAUGGCUCUGUGGCUUUUCUUAAACCAGCUUUUCUGUCCAAAUGCCAGAGAUCCCAGAGGUUAGUUAUAAAAAGAAUGCUGGUGGGUCAGAUUCAGUGGGGACUGAUAAAUAGAAGUACCUUAGUUUUACUGAGAACUGUUCUCUUCUUUAAGGUUCUGUAUGAUACAGUUGUAUCAUGCAUAUUACGUGACUAUGCCUCAUGGGUAUAAGUGCAAAAAUACAAAUCUAGGAAUUUAGGAGAAAAAUUCACAUUUUCUGUUCCAUUUUCUAUUAUUAACAUUUGAGGAUUAAUACCACAAAGGGAGGAUUCCCUUUCACUUCUCUUGUCAUGUAAAGGAUCUUUACUGAACACAUUAUUUUAUGUAUACAUAUGCAAGAAAAAAUAGGAGCACACUAUACCUCCUGUUUUUAGGGAAGUGUUCAGUGGCACAUCUAAUCUGAGAAAUAUCCGACUAUGCAUGAAGAACAAGUUGGUCCCACUUCUGAGUAGGUAAAUAAGUCCUUUAAUUUGAGAAGCUGAAGGGGAUACAGUUAACCAGAUAGUUCUUUCCUAAUCGACUUUAUUUCACACUUCCAUCCUUUAUUAAUAUCUGUUUCCAAGUUUUUUAGAUUUACCAUUGUUAGCUUAACGAUAUGCCUUCAAAGUGAAAACCUGAUUGCUUGAGAUCGUUACUAGUUCUGAAUUCUCAAACUCUGCUUUGUAAAUACAAUUUUUAACUCUGGAAAAGUUAAAAUCUCUACAGAAUAUAUACAUUUCAAAAUUACUACAGUUAUAUUAAGGUUUAAAAACCAGAUUUUUUCCCCCCAAAAUAAAACUUUGGUGGAAUUUGGAUGUCAAUGAGAGGAGGGCGACUUAACAGAAUAUUGUUUCAAAUAAGGAAGCUUACAUUUAAAAAAUAAAUUAAUACAGUUAUAUAAAGCUACGGCUGAGAACUAUACUCAACCACUUCAGUACUAUUUGCUCUUUUAUAAGCUUGCUCAUGUAACCUUCAUCCACUUCCCUUUUCUUGCUUUUCAUAUUGUUGCAAGAUCUGAAAAUGCAAUUAGACAUCGUAUUAAAA
This is a messenger RNA of Melospiza melodia melodia, 4090 nucleotides long. RefSeq names its product mutS homolog 5 (gene MSH5). The transcript is spliced from 2 exons. Gene Ontology annotation, biological process: mismatch repair; chiasma assembly. Gene Ontology annotation, molecular function: ATP-dependent DNA damage sensor activity; ATP binding; mismatched DNA binding. The record is from RefSeq and is a predicted model, not a curated record. NCBI's taxonomy places the organism in Eukaryota, Metazoa, Chordata, Aves, Passeriformes, Passerellidae. Gene Ontology annotation, cellular component: nucleus. Bases 90 to 2525 code for a protein of 811 amino acids.